Morchella importuna is the source of this 813-nucleotide messenger RNA. RefSeq lists its product as uncharacterized. NCBI's taxonomy places the organism in Eukaryota, Fungi, Ascomycota, Pezizomycetes, Pezizales, Morchellaceae. The transcript is spliced from 4 exons. The record is from RefSeq and is a predicted model, not a curated record. The coding region runs from base 1 to 813 and encodes 270 amino acids.
AUGAAUGGUGUCUCGAACGAACAUGAUGUUCUGGAUGUCAACGAGAUAGCUGUAGCUACAAGCGAGGAAUCCCCCGACCCAGAACCUGUUGAUACAUUCGAAUUGGAUGAGAUGGAGAUCAAAUUUAUUGAAAAAAUGGGCCCAAUCUCCAAUCCUGUGAGCAAUCGUGCCGAAGUUGAAAUUGAAAUCACGCGUACUACUUCGGCAAUAUUCAGGGAUCUGGACAACCGCACGAUUGUAAGGAGUGUGCAUGGGCACGAGACUUGGACGAGUCAACGGUCACAGAGCUUUACUUCUCCAGGGUUUACAGAGGAACAUUUCACAACGGGGGAGUAUUUGAUAAUAAAGGAACUUUUGGCAACAAAGGAACUUUUAGCAAAAUACAUAGAUGGGUAUAUCCAGAAACCUCACGAGAAUAGAUGGCUACUUAGCCCUGAGCGAGACUCUAGCCCUAAGCGAGACUCGUUUUCUCCAAACAACUUUCUCGGGGGCAACAAGAAGAAACCGUCGAGCCCUAACCCCCCAAGGUCUACGGAGGAACCUUUGACCACAGAGGAACCUUUGGGAACAGAGGAGAUACUAGAAUACAGCCAUGGGCGAGACUCAUUUUAUCCAAACAACUUUCUCGGGGGCAACAAGAAACCGUCGAUGCGAGGCUCUGUGUGGAUUAGCUCGGGAUGGGAAGGCGAAAGUAUUAUCGGGAGUUCGAUAAAAGACGACAUUGUUAUGUCCGGAAGGUCACCAUUCGGUUCUGAAUCUCAUUCGGUAUGUGCUCGCGAAAAUGAUAAAAAACACAACGCGGGCCCUCUAUAG